AUGAUUGCCACAGCCACGUUAUUACCAAUCGAAGUAUUUUUGCAGACAGUCAUAAUAAAACAGUAUUUGACAAGUUCUUACUGUGUAUCUGUAAUUGCAGAGUCACCCCUAGACGUAAAUUUUCUAGUUCCUUUUGCCUAUAUUGAUAUUAAUGGCCCUCACGACUUCAACAACCGCUUACUCGAGGUAUCUGAAAUGGGAUGUUCGGAUUAUGUCAUAAAACUCCGAAAUCCGAGUUUUUUUAUGUCAGCAUUUGAUAAUGUUACUCAUACUGGUAAUGCAAGAAGGAGUGAUAAAAUGCUAAUAUUUGUACCAUUAGAAGAAAAUGAUAAUAAUGAUAACAGAAAUAGUCUUUUAGAUAUACUAUCUCUGAAGGCGACUGGCUUCGUGGCUAAUGUUCUUCUUAUUUUGCCUGAUAAUAGUGACACUGAUAGAUGUACGAAUUACAACCUAGUGACACACAAGUUUGUAGGCCCUGAUGAGGAAGUGUCCGAUCCAAUUUAUCUAGAUAAAUGGAAUAGUUGUACAGAGAAAUUUGAGAAGAACGUCAAUUUGUUCCCUCACGAUAUGACAAAUUUGUAUGGGAAAACGGUAAGAGUAUCAUGUUUUACAUAUAAGCCAUAUGUCUUUUUGGAUUUGGAUACUAGAAAUACCCCUCAUGGUCGCGACGGUACUGAAAUAAGAAUCGUGGAAGAAUUUUGCAGGUGGAUUAAUUGCAGCAUUGCUGUUGUGAGUGACAAUGGUUAUGAAUGGGGAGACAUUUAUAAAAAUAACACCGGAGUAGGAGUUCUUGGAAACGUUAUAGAAGAUCGGGCUGAUCUGGGAAUAAGUGCUCUCUAUUCGUGGUACGAAUAUUAUAUAUAUUUGGAUUUUUCUGCAGCGUCUUUACAUACGGCUAUAACUUGUAUCGCUCCAGCUCCUAGGUUGGUAGCCAGUUGGGAGCUCCCGCUUCUUCCGUUCCAUUGGCACAUGUGGGUGGCCGUCAUUUUAACAUUUAUCUGCACGUCUUUGGCCUUUGCGAUAGCGCAAGGGUUUUCGACAGAAAAAGUUUUUUUGCCUAUAUUUGGAACGAUGAUUGCACAAUCUCAACAUUACGAUUCGAAUUGGCGGGUUCGAAGCGUGACAGCCUGGAUUCUAGUAACCGCGCUAAUUCUUACAAACGCGUAUGGUGCUGGUCUGUCUUCUGCAUUUACAGUACCAAUGUAUGAGAAGUCUAUCGACACAAUACAGGAUAUAAUUGAUAGAAAAGUGGAAUGGGGAGCGACACAUGACGCUUGGGUGUACUCUCUCACAUUGUCCCAGGAGCCUAAAGUCCAACAAUUGGUAAAACAAUUUAGAAUUUACAGUAAAGGAGAAUUGAAGAGGCGAAGUUUGUUAAGAACUAUGGCUUUCAGCAUUGAGAAAUUACAAGCAGGACAUUUUGCAAUUGGUGAAUACAUAACUAAGGAAGCGGCAACAGAUCUGAUGAUUAUGCUGGAGGAUUUUUACUAUGAGUACAAUGUAGUAAUGAUGCGCAAGAGUUCGCCGUUUACUAACAAAAUGACUGAUUUGAUAGGUCGCUUGCACGAGACUGGACUUUUAUUUGCGUGGGAGACUCAGGUGGCAUUAAAUCAUUUAGACAACAAAGUGCAACUUGAAGUCAAAUUGUCGCGAUCUGGUCGCACACACGACGUAGUGAAGUUGAGCCUCAGACAUGUUGUGGGAAUAUUCUUCAUUUAUUUGGCUGGUAUAAGUAUUUCCGUGACCGUUUUUAUUUUCGAACUUAUUGCGAAACGAGAAAACUACGAAUCAAUAAUAAGAAAUAAACUUAUAUGA
Molecule: messenger RNA, 1815 nt
Organism: Hyposmocoma kahamanoa
Lineage: Eukaryota; Metazoa; Arthropoda; Insecta; Lepidoptera; Cosmopterigidae
Product: ionotropic receptor 21a-like
Exons: 9
Coding region: 1-1815 (604 amino acids)
Cellular component (GO): membrane
Molecular function (GO): ligand-gated monoatomic ion channel activity
Source: RefSeq, a predicted model, not a curated record